CAUAAUCAUGUUUAUUACUGCCUCGCUCAUGUGAUAUGUCCUCGAUGUCUGUCACGUACGUCGGGAAGGUGCACAAAUGCCGCCCACCCGCCCGCAAUCGCAGGGCUGGGUUCCUCGCGACCUCAUUACCCAAGAUGACGAGGACUGAUAUUAGCAGAAUGGCACACCCGCACAUGGACAUGUAGUCGCUGAAUGUACGCUCUUUGUUAAAUUCCAAGCUUUUCGAAACUGACUGUCGGGGCGUGCAAAUCUCCCCAGAGCUGUGUCUCAUCAUCGAAGGUCGCAGCAAAAAUCACAGCAGAGCAGAAACCAUCGCACAUGCGACUAUCAGAACGCCAAAACAAGGACGCGUUGCAGCAGUGGCAGCAGCAGCAGCCAUGCGAAAGUCAACGCCGAAAUCUCGCCAUCCCAAACUCCAAAGCCAUGCAAAACUCCAAAACCCCUCGCGCGGGAACAAGACCAGAUAUCCUGCAGAGUCAAACGCCAUGCUUAAACACCAAACUUUUCCGAUCCCAUCUUCAUCCACAGUCCCAAAGCCAGCAUCUCAUCGACCUCAGCAGAGUCGCAUCCUCAGCACACUUCGCCAUGAGCAGCCAGCUCCACCACCUCGAACCUGCAAGAAGUCAGUAUCAUGGCCAGAGAGAAAAGGAAGGAAGGCAAGAGCUCACCAUGUCCACCUCCGCACAUCAUCACCAAGCACAAGCUCCAAGAAGUACAUCGAAAGCAUCACAAACCCCAGGAUUCUCAACCGAGCUGGAUUCAGGCGGUGGCGCAGAGUCUUCGAAUGGCCGGAACCGACUCUCAAUAUGCGCUACUUGCUUACCGCCCAUGACGAAUCUUACAGCUU
Molecule: messenger RNA, 847 nt
Organism: Zymoseptoria tritici IPO323
Lineage: Eukaryota; Fungi; Ascomycota; Dothideomycetes; Mycosphaerellales; Mycosphaerellaceae
Exons: 1
Source: RefSeq, a predicted model, not a curated record